Gorilla gorilla gorilla (western lowland gorilla) is the source of this 7449-nucleotide messenger RNA. RefSeq names its product translocase of inner mitochondrial membrane 8A (gene TIMM8A). The transcript has 2 exons. NCBI's taxonomy places the organism in Eukaryota, Metazoa, Chordata, Mammalia, Primates, Hominidae. The coding region runs from base 341 to 487 and encodes 48 amino acids. The record is from RefSeq and is a predicted model, not a curated record.
CUUCCUUUUCUCCUUUCUUUUCUUUUUGGAGUAACAUCUCAACGGCACCUCGGCUCUGGGCUGUAAGCCCUGCGAUCUCAAGGCGCAAGGCUGGGCGCAACGGCAGGGUUGCGGGGUUACGGGAUUGCGGGGUCCGGGGAGUGGAACCCGCCGACUCCGGGAACGAAGCACCGGCGCCAAGGCGUGGGAAGCGGCGGGGUGGAGUUGGGCGCCUGCCUCGCGCCGACGCAGUGCACUCACGGGGGCGGUCCCAGAGGCAGCGAGCUGUGGUUCCGGUUCCGUCGCGGAGACACGUGAAGGUCGGUGCGGAGUUCGUCUCUGCAAGCGUGGUUGCCCUGGGAUGGAUUCCUCCUCCUCUUCCUCCGCGGCGGGUUUGGGUGCAGUGGACCCGCAGUUGCAGCAUUUCAUCGAGGUAGAGACUCAAAAGCAGCGCUUCCAGCAGCUGGUGCACCAGAUGACUGAACUUUGUUGGGUUCCUGUGGCCUAGCCGGAUGGGAGAAGGGUGACUCCGCUUCUCUGGGGACUAUCAUUCCGGACCUCGGCUUUGUUGGUGCAGAGGACUGGGUAUCAAAGAAGACUUAUGCCACUGGACACCCAGCACUUUCAGGCACCCGAGGUUGAAGCUGCCUAGUGCUGGUCACCAAGACUGAUCGGAGCCCCUAGUACUGGGAUUUUAUUUUUGGCAGCCCGAGUCCCAGAGAGUCAGUGAAUCAGUGAAUCUGCUAUUCCUGGACUCCUCGGGAUUUACCUUCAUUACCCAGUUCUAACCCUCUCCGCUGAAAAAUGAGUGGCUCCAGCCCACUAACUAUAAAAGUGGUGUAAUCUCUUCCAACGUACAUACUUAUUUGCUUUCUUGUUGGAUUGUUGUGUAAUACCAAGCCGUUUCGGGUCUGAAGGUUGAGGAAUUGAGCCUGCCCUGUGAGGGGACUUUGGCAAAAGGGUGGAAGGCAUUUGCAGCUUGCCAACAACGUGUUCUGCUUGCCAAGGACAGAUCUCCCUUAAUGUACACAAUUCACAGAAUUCAGAGGCCAAGGAUAAUUUUCCUUGGAAUUAGAGGGUCUGAGGCUUGUGUACAUGGCAGAGAAUAAUGAACGAAAUUUUUGAACCACUUAACUUGAACUAUAUACAGCCAUUGGUUUCCAUAGGCCCUUUCCCAUAAACUUACAGUAUUGCUGGACUAUGACACCUACCAGAUGCUUACUUAACUCUGGUCUGCCUUGGACCAGAGUGCUUUGAUUCUUUUUUAAAAAUAUCUGUGAUUCGUUACUUUGGGGCUAGGAGGGCGUGUGGUUAAGUACUAUUGCAAGAAUCUGUAAGCUGCCUGGCGCGGUGGCUCAUGCGUGUAAUCCCAGCACUUUGGGAGGCGGGUGGAUCACUUGAGGUCAGGAGUUCGAGACCAGUCUGGGCAACACGGCGAAGCCCUGUCUCUACUAAAAAUAGAAAAAAUUAGCUGGGCGGGGUGGCACCCGCCUGUAAUCCCAGCUACUCAGGAAGCUGAGGCACGAGAAUGGCUUGAACCUGGCGGAGGUUACAGUGAGAUCAUGCCACUGCACUCCAGCCUGGGUGACAGAGCCAGACUCUGUCUCAAAAAAAAAAGAAAAGAAAAGAAAGGAAAAAAAACUGUAAGCUAUGAUGAACCCUUUAGGAAAAUGCAUUCAAUUUUCCAUUCAUCAUGACAGGAUUCAAGAAUCUCUAGCUUAAGUAGACAAGGUUAUAGAAUCUCAAGUCAUAUAUUUUUUUCUUCUUUGGUAGGUUUUAGGGUACUUUGCUGAAAUGAUUUAUCCUUUCACCCUUUUAUUCUGUAGUUAACUUAAAGGCAUUUAGUUCAAACAGCAUUGUGGAGUUAAAACCAAAUUCAUCGAAAGGUUACUUCACUUGUAUUUUGCCAUUUUCUUGCUCUGGAAUAUCCCAGCUCUGCCAUUUUCUGGCCCUAUGAUUUUGCGCAAAGUAUCUCUGUGCCACAGUUUUCCUCUUUGUAAAAUGAGGAUUUAUAAUAGUAUCUAUUCCAUAGUAUUGUUGUAAGAAUUUAAUGUAAGGCUAGAGAACAUUGCUAUAUACUUGGUCAGCUGCCAAAUGUGAACUAUCAGUAACAUAUCAGAUAUUAUUUUUAGGUAAAGUUUUUUUUUCUCUAAGCAACAAAAAGGGACCCCUGCCCCCAACCGUCUUUUUCUUUCCAAGUUCCCUUUGUGAUUCUGUAUCUUGUCCUGAGCAGGAGAAGUGCAUGGACAAGCCUGGGCCAAAGUUGGACAGUCGGGCUGAGGCCUGUUUUGUGAACUGCGUUGAGCGCUUCAUUGAUACAAGCCAGUUCAUCUUGAAUCGACUGGAACAGACCCAGAAAUCCAAGCCAGUUUUCUCAGAAAGCCUUUCUGACUGAUCUCAGCAUUACCUCUUUGGAAAAGGAAGGUAGUUCAAGAAAUGAAGAGCUGUUGAUGGGAUGAUUGAAGAAACAGCUAUGAGAGGAUUGGCUCCCAUCUUUUGUUACUCUUGGGACAUCCUGUCAUCUGAGAAUGAACAAAGACCAAUUUUUUGUGUGUGAAGCUUAAGGGUCAUAUGUUUGCUUGUAUUUUUUAAUGCUAAUCUUGUGAAAAUAAUUGACAGGUGAAGGAAAACUCUAUUUAGAUGCAUAUUACUGUACAUGGGACUAUGCUUUUCUCAAAGCCCCAUUAACUGCUUCGUAUAAUUUUGAUAGUGGGACCACAUACGUAAAAAUCUCUCAUUUGUGUGGAGUCAUUUCUGAUUUCAGGGGAGAUCCUUGUGUUUAUCAGAAAGGGCAGAAGUAGGGGAAGAAUAAUUUGGUAUCCUUAUCUAGUGUUUGAUUGUCAAUGCUGGAGAAAAAUAUCUGUAAGAGUGUUUAUACAGUACACUUCAGUUAUCUUGAUGAUCUCCCUUUCCUAUAUGAUGAUUUGCUUAAAUAUCCAUAUUAAGUAAGUCUCAAGGUAGGGUAGGCAGCCUGAGAGUCUAGAGGCCUUUAGUUAUAAAGGAAUCUAGCCAGUGAACAUAAUUCUUAUUACUAGACUGCCACAAGGAAGAAAUUAACUUACCCUGUAUAUCAGGGUACAAAAAAAUCAGUGAUGUGCCUAAAUAAGUUAUAAAGAUUUAGGCCAAUCAGAAGCUAACAGCAGUUUCAGGUAGAGGUGCAUGCCUAAUGUUAAUUAGUGUAGAUUCCAUUUACUGCAUUCUUUUGAUCACUGAAAUAAAAGCUAUAUAAGAUUCAACUCUGUGAUUGAGAAGGCAUCCUAUUGCAGUUAUUAUCUGCAACCCGGAGAGAUUUAGCAUGGGCUGAUUCCAAGGUUAAAAUGUAGUCAGUCAGUCUGGGUACCUGCUCUGUGUAAGGUACAGCACAGUAUUCCAGGGGUUCCUGACCUUUUUGAGAAAAAAGAGAACCUAGAGAUGAGAUGGGGAGGGAAGCGGUUAUGUGCUGGCAGUCAAGUCCGUGAGUAUAGUAGAGGUUGUAUUGACUGGAUUCUCCUCUUAUUUCAAAUCCUUGUAGACUGGAGUAUAGACCUAAAAUGGACCUACUUGUUGGGAGCCUCUAGUGCAAAUCCAUGAAAUCUGGGGAAAUGAACAUCUCUAAAAGCUUCAAGUUCCUGUUUAGAUUUUCCCCAUAAACGUGCUAGAAGGACUUUUUUUUUUUUUUUUUUUGGACUGAGUCUCGCUCUGUCGCCCAGGCUGGAGUGCAGCGGCGGGAUCUUGGCUCACUGCAACCUCCACCUCCCGGGUUCAAGUGAUUCUCCUGCCUCAGCCUCCUGAGUAGCUGGGAUUACAGGCGCACGCCACCAUGCCUGGCUAAUUUUUGUACUUUUAGUAGAGACGGGGUUUCACCAUGUUGGUCAGGCUGGUCUCGAACUCCUGACCUCAUAAUCUGCCCACCUUGGCCUCCCAAAGUGCUGGGAUUACAGGCGUGAGCCACCGCGCCCAGCUGGAAUUUUUUUUAAAUCAUUAUGAAAACACAGUUAAACAUUUAAGUUCAUACUCUGUGCCGUUGUUUUUAGUGACAGGAUUUCAGCAGUGCACAGAAACAGUCCCUGCCCUUGAGGAGCUUGUGGUCUAGUUAGGGGAGGUAGACAAUAAACACAUAAAUAUGUCAAUGUAAUAAGUGCCAUGGAGAAAUAGCAGAGUAAGGGUGUUAGGGAAUAUUUAUGGAGUGUGAUUAUUUUAUUUUAUAUAAGAUGGUUUGAGAAGGCCUCCUUGGGAAGGUGGCAUUCCAACAGAGACCUGAAUGAACUAAGCAACCAAACCUUGUGGGUGUUGCCGGGCACGGUGGCUCACGCCUGUAAUCCCAGCACUUUGGGAGGCUGAGGCAGGCAGAUCACGAGGUCAGAAGAUCAAGACCAUCCUGGCUAACAUGGUGAAACCCCGUCUCUGCUAAGAAUACAAAAAAAAAAAAUGAGCUGGGCGUGGUGGCAGGCGCCUAUAGUCCCAGCCACUUGGGAGGCUGAGGCAGGAGAAUGGCGUGAAACCGGGAGGCAGAGCUUGCAGUGAGCCGAGAUUGUGCCACUGCACUCCAGCCUGGGUGACAGAGCAAGACUCCGUCUCAAAACAAACAAACAAACAAAAAAACCCCACAAAACCUUGUGGGUGUCUGAGACAAGAACAUUUCAGGCAGGAGUAACAGUAAGUCCAAAGGCCCCAAGGUAGGAACUGCAUGCAUGAUGCCAUGGAGAACAGUCAAGAGGUCAUUAUAGCUGGAGUAAAGUGAGUGAAAGAGAAUGGUAAGAAAUAAGGUUGGAGAGACCGGGUGCGGUGGGCUCAUGCCUGUAAUCCCAGCACUUUGGGAGGCCGAGAUGGAUGGAUCACCUGAGGUCAGGAGUUCAAGACCAGCCUGGCCAACAUGGUGAAACCCUGUCUCUGCAAAAAAUACAAAAAUUAGCCAGGUGUGGUGGCAGGUGCCUGUAAUCCCAGCUACUUGGGAAGCUGAGGCAGGAGAAACACUUGAAACCAGGAGGCAGAGAUUGCAGUGAGCUGCUCCAGCCUGGGUGAGAGAGUGAGACUCCAUCUCAAAAAAUAAUAAUAAUAAUAAUAAGGUUGGAGAAAAACGCAUGCAAUGGAUCAGGGUGAGGGGUGUGUGUGCACUGAUUAUGUGGGGCCUUGUAGGCCAUGGCAAGGACUUGGGCUUUUACUAAGCAAGGUGGGAAGCCAUUUGAGGGAUUUUAACAGAUGAAUGAUGUAACAUAAUUUUAGGAGGGUCUGGCUGCUCUUUGGGCAACAUCACAUGGUGAAGAAGUUGUAACAGUAGCAGUAGUAGUAAGAAUAAUGGCAUUUUGAAAUCCAGGAAAAUGAGACUUUAAAAUGCAUAUACCUUGUAACUAUAUGUCCCCGUUGACUUUUUUUUCCCUACAACAUUUAAUGUGAGGCCAGGCACGGUGGCUCACAUCUAUAAUCUCAGUACUUUGGGAGGCUGAAGUGGGAGGAUUGCUUGAGCCCAGGAGUUUGAGACCAGCCUAGGCAACAUGCCAAGACCCCAUCUCUACAAAAAAUACAAAAAUUAGCUGGGCAUGGUGGCACAUACCUGUAGUCCCAGAUACAUGGGAGGCUGAGGUGAGAGGAUCACCUGAGCCUGUGGAGGUCGAGGCUGCAGUGACCCAUGAUCACGCUACUGCACUCCAGCCUGGGUGACAGUGAGACCGUGCCUCAAAAAUAAAAAGAAAAUGUGUUCUUAAAACCUCAAGUCAUAGGAACGGUUCUUUAGUCUUUUCCUUAUUAUUAUAUUUAUUAUGUUAUUUAUUACUAUAUUAUUUAGGUUUUUUUUUUUUUUGAGACGGAGUCCCACUCUGUCUCCGAGCCAGUGGCACGAUCUCGGCUCACUGCAAUCUCUGCCUCCUGGGUUCAAGCGAUUCUUCUGCCUUAGCCUCCCGAGUAGCUGGGAUUACAGGCACACACCACCACACCCAGCUAAUUUUUGUAUUUUUAAUAGAGACGGGGUUUCACCAUGUUGGCCAGGAUGGUCUUGAUCUCCUGACCUCGUGAUCCACCUGCCUUGGCCUCCCAAAGUGCUGGGAUUACAGGCGUGAGCCACCGCGCCCCACCUUAUUUAGUAUUAAAGUGUUCUCAUUACUUGUACACACAAAUUUAAAUGUCUUAGCUUUACAGUAUUGCUUGCUCAGCGAAUAUAUAUCAUGAGAAAGGUCUGUCAGAUUCAUACAGUAAACUUGAGCACCAAUUAUGUGUUUUGACACUACUGGGCACAAAGACAAUGGAAAAGAAAAGGUGUAACAAAUCCCCUGUCUGAGAUUAAUAAGUCCCAAGGCAACAAUUUGGGCUUUUGUUUGUUUUGUCAAUCUGAGAAAUGCAUUUUCAGAACCUUGAUAGGUGGUACUGUUAGCCCUGAUGACAUUCAAAGUCCUCAUUUCAAAUAUCCAAGGUAGAAAAUUCAAAACUCAGUUGUAAAACAAAAGAAUUGGAUUAGCAGACCCUUUUCAUGAAAUGAAAUCUUACUUAGAAGCCUGAUAUGUAAAGCAGAAAAGCCAAGCUACUCUGGUGGUUAGUAUCUGGAAGCCUUCCUACUGUUGUGUUGUCACCCACCUGCACUGCCAGUGAUGCCUAAGGCUCGUCUUCAAGCUUCCAGGUUUUACCAAGCACACUCUGAAAGUGAGUCUAUGUACGAUCAUUAGGGAUAACAGAAGGAAAUCAAGCAAAAACUUGCUCUUUAUUUACAAUAAACUCCAUAAGGAAUUUGAAUUCUAAAGUUAACAAAUCAAUGAACUCCAUGUAAAAUAGUCUUUACAUGGAAUAAUGGAAAACAAUCGAUGGUCCUUUUCUUAAAAACCAAUUUUUCCCCAUUGUAAUACCUUUUUUUUUUUUUUAAAGAUGAGAUCUCGCUCUGUUUCCAAGGCUGGAGUGCAGUCAUUUCCAUGUAGUAUGUACUUUUCCUGACUACUGCCAUGACUCACUUGCCAUUUUCAAGGAAUAGCAGCCCACUGACUCAAAUGUUAAUCUGCUUUGGCAACACCCUCACAGACACACCCAGGAUCAAUACUUUGUAUCCUUCAAUCCAAUCAGGUUGACACUCAUUAUUAACCAUCACAAACUUCUUUAUAAAUUGAUAUGGAAUGAGCUCCAAUACAUAUUGUUAAAUUUAAAAAGCAAGAUUAAAGACUACCAUUUGUGUAAAAAGGGGGGGGGAUUAAAAUAUAUGUACGCAUAUUUGCUUGAAUAAGCAUUAAUUAACUCGUGAAGGAUACUGUUAAUAUUGAUUGCCUCUGGGGAAAAGAACUGGGUGGUUGGGGAGUAGGGGUGGGAGACUUUUUGCCAUGUCUUUUUGCCAUCUUUUCUUUAUGCCUUUUGAGUUUUGAAUCAUGUGAAUGAAUGACCUAUUCAGAGAAAUACAUAUUAUUUUUAAAAAUAACAAAAUUUCUCUCCAUUUCAGCACUAUAAACUCUGUACUAAAAAGUGGGGAUGUGUGAUAGAAACCACUUUUAGGAAUAAAAAACUUAUAUUUCAACUACAGUA